GUCUUAAAGCUUUAGUAGACUGACGAGGAGAGAGUGAGCGAGUUGAGCGGUGGAGAAGAGAGGCUGGGGCGACUGAGCAACGGACAAGCGGACCGCAAAACGUGGAAGGAAAAGGAAACGAUUUUGCGAAGGGAGCGUAGUAGAGACGGCGCGCUGGGAACAGAGGAUGAGACAGAAGCGGAUGCGUCUUGGACUGGACGGCAGGUAGGGGACACAUCGGUGGGCAGAGCACGCCGUAAACAGGUACGAGGCUAGACAGACAGAAAGCGCCCAAAGAAAGCUGUCGUGGUCUACAUUGCCGUUUUAAGUGGAGCCCACAGUGGACAGACGGCCUGAAGUAACAUAUAGAGGAUCCACAGUCUCGUUUUAUAUCCAUAUUGGAGCGCAUAUUUAAAGCAAGAAAAGUGGACAAUUAUAUUGAGGCGAGGGUGUAAAUAUCUCAAUGUGAUUUAAUGCCUAUAGACUCGUGGGUAGGAAACAGCAGCAAACUGUGGACGUAGCUCAGUGGACUGGACACACACUACAGGAGCUGGUCCCUUCUGACCCUGUUGUGAAUGGAUAUGGCACAUGCCUUUUGCACAAGUGGCAUGGCAGAAAUGUAGCUUCAGAGUAUUCUGGGGUAGUGCUGCCAAAACCCCUCUUCUGGAAUUUGAAACCCUCCGACUGACCAUGUUCGGCAAAUGCCUUCUUCUUCCAAGCGAGGCAGCGCAAGCAGGUUCUACUGACACAUUCCUUUGAUAUUCAUUUGGCAGUGGCACCUUGCAGGUCCUGCAUACCACUAUGAAUGGGAACAGUGCAAGACUGGUCAUGUGGUUUUUGUGUCAGCUGCUGGCCUUGGGACUGAGUUUGGAGAUUGGAGCUUUUGAUAUUGAGCGAGGACGGGAGGCCAAAUGUGAGCCAAUCGAGAUCCCGAUGUGCCAGGGGAUCGGCUACAACAUGACUAGAAUGCCCAAUUACAUGCGUCAUGAAAACCAAAAGGAAGCAGCCAUCAAGCUACAAGAGUUUGCCCCACUGGUGGAGUAUGGCUGCCACAUCCACCUGCGCUUCUUUUUGUGUUCUCUCUACGCCCCUAUGUGCACAGAUCAGGUGUCCACCUCCAUCCCAGCCUGUCGACCCAUGUGUGAACAGGCCAGACAGAAAUGUGCACCGGUCAUGCAGCAGUUUAACUUUGGCUGGCCAGACUCUCUGGACUGCUCCAAGCUGCCCACUAAGAAUGACCCCAAUGCUCUUUGUAUGGAAGCUCCUGAAAAUGACACCAAAGUGGAAACACCCAAGGGACAAGGUAUGUUGCCUGUGCCCGCCAGGCCCAGACAGCCUACCGGCGGAGAGGGGAACACAGUGGGCAGCACAGGAACCUGCGAGAAUCCCGAGAAGUUUCAGUAUGUGGAGAAAAGUCGCUCUUGUGCCCCAAAGUGCUCCUCGGCUGUAGAUGUCUUCUGGUCAAGGGACGACAAGGACUUUGCUUUCAUUUGGAUGGCUGUUUGGUCCACAUUGUGCUUUGUUUCCACCGCCUUCACUGUUCUCACCUUCCUCCUUGACCCUCACAGGUUCCAGUACCCAGAGAGGCCCAUCAUUUUCUUGUCAAUGUGCUAUAACGUCUACUCUGUGGCCUUCAUCAUUCGGUCAGUGGCCGGAGCCGAGAAUAUCGCUUGCGACCGGGAAAAUGGCGAGUUGUAUGUCAUCCAAGAAGGCCUUGAGAGUACUGGCUGCACGAUUGUCUUCCUCAUUCUGUAUUACUUUGGCAUGGCCAGUUCAAUAUGGUGGGUAAUUCUAACCCUGACAUGGUUCCUGGCUGCUGGUAAGAAGUGGGGACAUGAGGCUAUUGAAGCUCACAGCAGCUAUUUCCACAUGGCAGCAUGGGGCAUUCCAGCUAUGAAGACUAUUGUCAUCCUCACCAUGAGAAAGGUGGCAGGGGACGAACUCACAGGACUGUGCUAUGUGGGCAGCUUGGAUGUGAAUGCGCUCACGGGGUUUGUCCUUAUUCCCCUGUCCUGCUACUUAGUCAUUGGUACCUCGUUCAUCCUGACAGGUUUUGUGGCCCUCUUCCACAUCCGCAAAAUCAUGAAGACAGGGGGUACCAACACAGAAAAACUGGAGAAGCUGAUGGUCAAAAUUGGCGUCUUUUCCAUCCUGUACACAGUCCCGGCCACUUGUGUGAUUGUCUGCUACUUCUAUGAGCGGCUCAACAUGGACUACUGGAAGUUUCGCGCUCGGCAGCAGCAGUGCUUAUCUUUCCCCGGACGUCGUAAUGAGGACUGCUCGCUGGAGGCUUCAGUGCCCACCGUGGCUGUGUUUAUGCUCAAGAUCUUCAUGUCACUUGUGGUGGGCAUCACCAGUGGGGUCUGGGUUUGGAGCUCCAAGACCCUGCAGACCUGGCAGGGCCUGUGCCAUAGGAAACUGGCAGUUAGGACUAGCAGGAAGCCCUGCAGUAGUGCCAGCUGCAAUGCCAUUCACUGCCAUUACAAGGCUCCGGCCGUGGUGCUGCACGUGACCAAGACAGACCCCUACCUGGACAGCCCCACCCAUGUCUGAGCAGCAGUGUGGAAUCAGACUCUCAGGGCCAGUGAGCAAGGUGGGGGGGGUCCAACUCUAGCACGUCAACCGUCCACUGAAGAAGAUUUUGUACAGUUUGUAUGUUUUCUUUUCAUCUGUUAUCUGGAAAGUUUUUUAUAUCUCAAAUUAUUAUUUUUUUAAUUUAUUUUAAGGAUAUUUAAUUGGAAACUGUCUCUUCUGGUUAUCUUUUUGUAUGCAUUGCAGAAGGCUCUGGUGCAGCCUGCUGGUGGCGGCCCAUGCAGACAAGUGCCUUCAGCCAACCCAUCGUCGGCAUCUUUGAAAUAAAACGUCUCUGUAUUUGCACCA
Messenger RNA from Polypterus senegalus (gray bichir), 2859 nucleotides. It is a transcript of the gene fzd9a, whose product is annotated as frizzled class receptor 9a. Gene Ontology annotation, biological process: non-canonical Wnt signaling pathway; canonical Wnt signaling pathway. Gene Ontology annotation, cellular component: plasma membrane. The transcript has a single exon. Lineage: Eukaryota; Metazoa; Chordata; Cladistia; Polypteriformes; Polypteridae. Bases 781 to 2532 code for a protein of 583 amino acids. The record is from RefSeq and is a predicted model, not a curated record. Gene Ontology annotation, molecular function: Wnt receptor activity; Wnt-protein binding.